Encephalitozoon romaleae SJ-2008 is the source of this 588-nucleotide messenger RNA. RefSeq lists its product as hypothetical. Bases 1 to 588 code for a protein of 195 amino acids. The record is from RefSeq and is a predicted model, not a curated record. Lineage: Eukaryota; Fungi; Microsporidia; Unikaryonidae. The transcript has a single exon.
AUGGGAAACCCUUCGAUGCCUGUUAUAAUCCUAUUGGGAAGGUCGAAGAUGUAUCUAGAGGAGCUAAGCACAUACCUGUCUGCACACUUCCGGGUAGUCCAUUUAGACGAUGAGUUCAGAAUCAUAAGAAGUAAGCUGAGCAAUAUGGACCCGGGUACGGCAUACAUAAUAGAAAACUGUGAAAUGAAGCCACAGAGGUAUGAGAUCUAUUGUCUAGCAAAACGUAACGAGACUUCGUACUGUAUACUGGCUGAUGGAGAGCUUUCAUCUUCAAAGCAUGACACUCCUGUUUUUCACAUCAAGGAAAGACUGCCCACAAAAGAGAUCCUGGACUGCCUUGAAUUCAAGCUCAACUGUAGUGUGGCACACAAAAAAAAAGUUGUUGGCCCGAACUAUUUGAUGCAUCUGAAGAAGAUAAUAAAUCAAGUCAACGAUGAAAUGCCAGAAGGAUCCAGGCCUGUUCUAAAGGACUGUGAAGGUAAGAUCCUAAGGAUGGUCAAGCUUAACCCUUUGGAUCUUGAUGGGAUCGAAGAAGUGUAUAGAGAAAUUGUCCGAUGCGAGUUGGCUACAAGAGGGUUUGACCUCUGA